This is a messenger RNA of Homo sapiens (human), 6753 nucleotides long. It is a transcript of the gene MCM3AP, whose product is annotated as minichromosome maintenance complex component 3 associated protein. Bases 676 to 6618 code for a protein of 1980 amino acids. The record is from RefSeq and is a predicted model, not a curated record. Lineage: Eukaryota; Metazoa; Chordata; Mammalia; Primates; Hominidae. Gene Ontology annotation, molecular function: histone acetyltransferase activity; nucleic acid binding; protein-lysine-acetyltransferase activity. Gene Ontology annotation, cellular component: nucleoplasm; nuclear envelope; protein-containing complex. The transcript has 29 exons.
GUUUUCUGCCCGCGGUGCGCAGCGCUGAGUGUCGCGGCAGCAGCCUGUGCUUGCGCCUCAAGUCUUUCCGAGGGGCCAGUGGGCAGCGCGGGCCUCGGGGUCCUGGGGCGAGACGGUGAGCGUGGGGGCUGGGCCGGCGCCAGGGGCGCCGUUUCCUUCCCCCACGCAGCUCCGCGCGCCCGGGCCUCCACAUCGUCGCUAACGGAGCGUUGCGGCGCCGGCGACCCCUGGCGAGCCCGGGGCGGGACAGUGGCCAGGCCGGCCUGGGCCCAGCGCGUGGCCUCCGCCGUUUCGGGCUGUGCUGGGUGGAAGAUUAGGCUCCCCGGGCACGCCGUCCCCGCCGAGAGGCCUCAGCUUCGUGGCAGCGCCCUCGUCCUUCCAGCCCGCUCGAGGGUGGCCGCCAGGGCGCGAUGAAGGAAUGUGAGAAAGUGCUUAGCGCUCCAGCCGCUCCGAGGGAAGCCAGGUGGGAGGAGAUCCCGAAACGCUAAGGUUUUGACAGCGUUACAGUGAAUUCUCCGGCUGUAGAGAUUGGAGGAAGUCGGGAGAAAUUCGUCUCUAAGUUGUAAGCUUGUUCUAAAGACGAAGGGGAACUCCCUAGUGCUACAGGCUGUUUCAGGAAGCCAAUUAAUUUUGUACACAUAAUACUUAAUUACCUUCUAAUAAUUGGAGCAGAAGAUGAACCCAACUAAUCCUUUCAGUGGGCAGCAGCCUAGUGCUUUUUCGGCGUCUUCUAGUAAUGUAGGAACACUUCCAUCUAAGCCGCCAUUUCGAUUUGGUCAACCUUCUCUUUUUGGACAAAACAGUACCUUAUCUGGGAAGAGCUCGGGAUUUUCACAGGUAUCCAGCUUUCCAGCGUCUUCUGGAGUAAGUCAUUCCUCUUCAGUGCAAACAUUAGGGUUCACCCAAACCUCAAGUGUUGGACCCUUUUCUGGACUUGAGCACACUUCCACCUUUGUGGCUACCUCUGGGCCUUCAAGUUCAUCUGUGCUGGGAAACACAGGAUUUAGUUUUAAAUCACCCACCAGUGUUGGGGCUUUCCCAAGCACUUCUGCUUUUGGACAAGAAGCUGGAGAAAUAGUGAACUCUGGUUUUGGGAAAACAGAAUUCAGCUUUAAACCUCUGGAAAAUGCAGUGUUCAAACCAAUACUGGGGGCUGAAUCUGAGCCAGAGAAAACCCAGAGCCAAAUUGCUUCUGGGUUUUUUACAUUUUCCCACCCAAUUAGUAGUGCACCUGGAGGCCUGGCCCCUUUCUCUUUUCCUCAAGUAACAAGUAGUUCAGCUACCACUUCAAAUUUUACCUUUUCAAAACCUGUUAGUAGUAAUAAUUCAUUAUCUGCCUUUACCCCUGCUUUGUCAAACCAAAAUGUAGAGGAAGAGAAGAGAGGACCUAAGUCAAUAUUUGGAAGUUCUAAUAAUAGCUUCAGUAGCUUCCCUGUAUCAUCUGCGGUUUUGGGCGAACCUUUCCAGGCUAGCAAAGCAGGUGUCAGGCAGGGGUGUGAAGAAGCUGUUUCCCAGGUGGAACCACUUCCCAGCCUAAUGAAAGGACUGAAAAGGAAGGAGGACCAGGAUCGCUCCCCAAGGAGACAUGGCCACGAGCCAGCAGAAGAUUCGGAUCCUCUGUCCCGGGGCGAUCAUCCUCCAGACAAACGACCUGUCCGCCUGAAUCGACCCCGGGGAGGUACUUUAUUUGGUCGGACGAUACAGGAUGUUUUCAAAAGCAAUAAGGAAGUAGGUCGUCUGGGCAACAAGGAGGCCAAAAAGGAAACUGGCUUUGUUGAGUCUGCAGAAAGUGACCACAUGGCUAUCCCAGGAGGGAAUCAGUCUGUCCUGGCACCUUCCCGGAUUCCAGGUGUGAAUAAAGAGGAAGAAACUGAAAGUAGAGAGAAGAAAGAAGAUUCUCUAAGAGGAACUCCGGCGCGUCAGAGUAACAGAAGCGAGAGCACAGACAGUCUUGGGGGCUUGUCUCCCUCUGAAGUCACAGCCAUCCAGUGCAAGAACAUCCCUGACUACCUCAACGACAGGACCAUUCUGGAGAACCAUUUUGGCAAAAUUGCUAAAGUGCAGCGCAUCUUUACCAGGCGCAGCAAAAAGCUUGCAGUGGUACAUUUCUUUGAUCAUGCAUCUGCAGCCCUGGCUAGAAAGAAGGGGAAAAGUUUGCAUAAAGACAUGGCUAUCUUUUGGCACAGGAAGAAAAUAAGCCCCAAUAAGAAACCCUUUUCCCUGAAGGAGAAGAAACCAGGUGACGGUGAAGUCAGCCCGAGCACAGAGGAUGCACCCUUUCAGCACUCUCCUCUUGGCAAGGCCGCAGGGAGGACUGGUGCUAGCAGCCUCCUGAAUAAAAGCUCUCCAGUGAAGAAGCCAAGUCUUCUAAAGGCCCACCAAUUCGAGGGAGACUCUUUUGACUCAGCCUCCGAGGGCUCCGAGGGCCUCGGGCCAUGUGUGCUCUCCCUCAGUACCCUGAUAGGCACUGUGGCUGAGACAUCCAAGGAGAAGUACCGCCUGCUUGACCAGAGAGACAGGAUCAUGCGGCAAGCUCGGGUGAAGAGAACCGAUCUGGACAAAGCGAGGACUUUUGUUGGCACCUGCCUGGAUAUGUGUCCUGAGAAGGAGAGGUACAUGCGGGAGACCCGUAGCCAGCUGAGCGUGUUCGAAGUGGUCCCAGGGACUGACCAGGUGGACCACGCAGCAGCUGUGAAAGAGUACAGUCGGUCCUCGGCGGAUCAGGAGGAGCCCCUGCCCCACGAGCUGCGGCCCUUGCCAGUGCUCAGCAGGACCAUGGACUACCUGGUGACCCAGAUCAUGGACCAGAAGGAGGGCAGCCUGCGGGAUUGGUAUGACUUCGUGUGGAACCGCACGCGUGGCAUACGGAAGGAUAUCACGCAGCAGCACCUCUGUGACCCCCUGACGGUGUCCCUGAUUGAGAAGUGCACCCGGUUUCACAUCCACUGUGCCCACUUCAUGUGUGAGGAGCCCAUGUCCUCCUUUGAUGCCAAGAUCAAUAAUGAGAACAUGACCAAGUGCCUGCAGAGCCUGAAGGAGAUGUACCAGGACCUGAGAAACAAGGGUGUCUUCUGUGCCAGCGAAGCGGAGUUCCAGGGCUACAAUGUUCUGCUCAGUCUCAACAAGGGAGACAUCCUAAGAGAAGUACAACAGUUCCAUCCUGCUGUUAGAAACUCAUCUGAGGUGAAAUUUGCUGUUCAGGCUUUUGCUGCAUUGAACAGUAAUAAUUUUGUGAGAUUUUUCAAACUGGUCCAGUCAGCUUCUUACCUGAACGCUUGUCUUUUACACUGUUACUUCAGUCAGAUCCGCAAGGAUGCUCUCCGGGCGCUCAACUUUGCGUACACGGUGAGCACACAGCGAUCUACCAUCUUUCCCCUGGAUGGUGUGGUGCGCAUGCUGCUGUUCAGAGACUGUGAAGAGGCCACCGACUUCCUCACCUGCCACGGCCUCACCGUUUCCGACGGCUGUGUGGAGCUGAACCGGUCUGCAUUCCUGGAACCAGAGGGAUUAUCCAAGACCAGGAAGUCGGUGUUUAUUACUAGGAAGCUGACGGUGUCAGUCGGGGAAAUUGUGAACGGAGGGCCAUUGCCCCCCGUCCCUCGUCAUACCCCUGUGUGCAGCUUCAACUCCCAGAACAAGUACAUCGGGGAGAGCCUGGCCGCGGAGCUGCCCGUCAGCACCCAGAGACCCGGCUCCGACACAGUGGGCGGAGGGAGAGGAGAGGAGUGUGGUGUAGAGCCGGAUGCACCCCUGUCCAGUCUCCCACAGUCUCUACCAGCCCCUGCGCCCUCACCAGUGCCUCUGCCUCCUGUCCUGGCACUGACCCCGUCUGUGGCGCCCAGCCUCUUCCAGCUGUCUGUGCAGCCUGAACCACCGCCUCCAGAGCCCGUGCCCAUGUACUCUGACGAGGACCUGGCGCAGGUGGUGGACGAGCUCAUCCAGGAGGCCCUGCAGAGGGACUGUGAGGAAGUUGGCUCUGCGGGUGCUGCCUACGCAGCUGCCGCCCUGGGUGUUUCUAAUGCUGCUAUGGAGGAUUUGUUAACAGCUGCAACCACGGGCAUUUUGAGGCACAUUGCAGCUGAAGAAGUGUCUAAGGAAAGAGAGCGAAGGGAGCAGGAGAGGCAGCGGGCUGAAGAGGAAAGGUUGAAACAAGAGAGAGAGCUGGUGUUAAGUGAGCUGAGCCAGGGCCUGGCCGUGGAGCUGAUGGAACGCGUGAUGAUGGAGUUUGUGAGGGAAACCUGCUCCCAGGAGUUGAAGAAUGCAGUAGAGACAGACCAGAGGGUCCGUGUGGCCCGUUGCUGUGAGGAUGUCUGUGCCCACUUAGUGGACUUGUUUCUCGUGGAGGAAAUCUUCCAGACUGCAAAGGAGACCCUCCAGGAGCUUCAGUGCUUCUGCAAGUAUCUACAGCGGUGGAGGGAAGCUGUCACAGCCCGCAAGAAACUGAGGCGCCAAAUGCGGGCUUUCCCUGCUGCGCCCUGCUGCGUGGACGUGAGCGACCGGCUGAGGGCGCUGGCGCCCAGCGCAGAGUGCCCCAUUGCUGAAGAGAACCUGGCCAGGGGCCUCCUGGACCUGGGCCAUGCAGGGAGAUUGGGCAUCUCCUGCACCAGGUUAAGGCGGCUCAGAAACAAGACAGCUCACCAGAUGAAGGUUCAGCACUUCUACCAGCAGCUGCUGAGUGAUGUGGCAUGGGCGUCUCUGGACCUGCCAUCCCUCGUGGCUGAGCACCUCCCUGGGAGGCAGGAGCAUGUGUUUUGGAAGCUGGUGCUGGUGUUGCCGGAUGUAGAGGAGCAGUCCCCAGAGAGUUGUGGCAGAAUUCUAGCAAAUUGGUUAAAAGUCAAGUUCAUGGGAGAUGAAGGCUCAGUGGAUGACACAUCCAGCGAUGCUGGUGGGAUUCAGACGCUUUCGCUUUUCAACUCACUUAGCAGCAAAGGGGAUCAGAUGAUUUCUGUUAACGUGUGUAUAAAGGUGGCCCAUGGCGCCCUCAGUGAUGGUGCCAUUGAUGCUGUGGAGACACAGAAGGACCUCCUGGGAGCCAGUGGGCUCAUGCUGCUGCUUCCCCCCAAAAUGAAGAGUGAGGACAUGGCAGAGGAGGACGUGUACUGGCUGUCGGCCUUGCUGCAGCUCAAGCAGCUCCUGCAGGCUAAGCCCUUCCAGCCUGCGCUUCCUCUGGUGGUUCUUGUGCCUAGCCCAGGAGGGGACGCCGUUGAGAAGGAAGUAGAAGAUGGUCUGAUGCUACAGGACUUGGUUUCAGCUAAGCUGAUUUCAGAUUACACUGUUACCGAGAUCCCUGAUACCAUUAAUGAUCUACAAGGUUCAACUAAGGUUUUGCAAGCAGUGCAGUGGCUGGUUUCCCACUGCCCCCAUUCCCUUGACCUCUGCUGCCAGACUCUCAUUCAGUACGUCGAAGACGGGAUUGGCCAUGAGUUUAGUGGCCGCUUUUUCCAUGACAGAAGAGAGAGGCGUCUGGGCGGUCUUGCUUCUCAGGAGCCUGGCGCCAUCAUUGAGCUGUUUAACAGUGUGCUGCAGUUCCUGGCUUCUGUGGUGUCCUCUGAACAGCUGUGUGACCUGUCCUGGCCUGUCACUGAGUUUGCUGAGGCAGGGGGCAGCCGGCUGCUUCCUCACCUGCACUGGAAUGCCCCAGAGCACCUGGCCUGGCUGAAGCAGGCUGUGCUCGGGUUCCAGCUUCCGCAGAUGGACCUUCCACCCCUGGGGGCCCCCUGGCUCCCCGUGUGCUCCAUGGUUGUCCAGUACGCCUCCCAGAUCCCCAGCUCACGCCAGACACAGCCUGUCCUCCAGUCCCAGGUGGAGAACCUGCUCCACAGAACCUACUGUAGGUGGAAGAGCAAGAGUCCCUCCCCAGUCCAUGGGGCAGGCCCCUCGGUCAUGGAGAUCCCAUGGGAUGAUCUUAUCGCCUUGUGUAUCAACCACAAGCUGAGAGACUGGACGCCCCCCCGGCUUCCUGUUACAUCAGAGGCGCUGAGUGAAGAUGGUCAGAUAUGUGUGUAUUUUUUUAAAAACGAUUUGAAAAAAUAUGAUGUUCCUUUGUCGUGGGAACAAGCCAGGUUGCAGACGCAGAAGGAGCUACAGCUGAGAGAGGGACGUUUGGCAAUAAAGCCUUUUCAUCCUUCUGCAAACAAUUUUCCCAUACCAUUGCUUCACAUGCACCGUAACUGGAAGAGGAGCACAGAGUGUGCUCAAGAGGGGAGGAUUCCCAGCACAGAGGAUCUGAUGCGAGGAGCUUCUGCUGAGGAGCUCUUGGCGCAGUGUUUGUCGAGCAGUCUGCUGCUGGAGAAAGAAGAGAACAAGAGGUUUGAAGAUCAGCUUCAGCAAUGGUUGUCUGAAGACUCAGGAGCAUUUACGGAUUUAACUUCCCUUCCCCUCUAUCUUCCUCAGACUCUAGUGUCUCUUUCUCACACUAUUGAACCUGUGAUGAAAACAUCUGUAACUACUAGCCCACAGAGUGACAUGAUGAGGGAGCAACUGCAGCUGUCAGAGGCGACAGGAACGUGUCUAGGCGAACGACUAAAGCACCUGGAAAGGCUGAUCCGGAGUUCAAGGGAAGAGGAAGUUGCCUCUGAGCUCCAUCUCUCUGCGCUGCUAGACAUGGUGGACAUUUGAGCAGCCUGACCUGUGGGGAGGGGGUCUCUCCCGAAGAGUUUCUGUUUUUACUCAAAAUAAUGUUAUUCUCAGAUGCUUGAUGCACUGUUGGAAAUGUGAUUAAUUUAAUCAUGCAGAUAAACCAUUUAAAUGUCA